AUGUUUCUGGUCAUAGUAGACAGUUAUUCGAAAUGGCCAGAAAUAUAUGAGAUGGCUAAUAUCACUAGUUCUCGCACCAUAGAGGUUUUUGAAAGUGUAUUCACUAGGUUUGGAUAUCCAGUGCAUUUGGUAACAGACAACGGUCCUACAUUUACCAGUCAAGAAUUUAAAGACUUUUGCAUAACUAAACACAUUAAGCAUACAUUUUCACCGCCAUAUCAUCCUGCGACCAAUGGUGCGGCUGAAAGGUUUGUGGAAACGUUCAAAUCUGCUAUAACUAAAAUUAAAGAGAGUGGACUUAAUUUAAGAUCUUCAGUGAAUUUAUUCAUGUUUGACUAUAGAAGUACACCACAGCGCACUACAGGAGUCUCACCUGCUCGCCUUAUGUUAAGCCGAGAAUUAAGAAAUAGGUUUAGUUUAUUGCGCCCUCCUCCCCUGUCAGAAGUGGUGCAGGAGAGAGUGGAAAAAAGGGACCAAGGGAAAAGGGAUGUCAGUUUUGAAAUAGGUCAGAAAGUAAUGGUAAGAGACUACAGAAAGGACAGCAGGCCAUGGGUUCAAGGAUUAGUUAUUGAAGAGUCAAUACCAGGAACUACCUACGUGGUAGAUGUAGAAGGGCUUAAGUGGAAGCGCCACAUCAAUCAGAUGUUAAGUUGUGCUGAUGAACUAGAGGAGUUAUGUUAG
Molecule: messenger RNA, 681 nt
Organism: Cydia fagiglandana
Lineage: Eukaryota; Metazoa; Arthropoda; Insecta; Lepidoptera; Tortricidae
Exons: 1
Coding region: 1-681 (226 amino acids)
Biological process (GO): DNA integration
Molecular function (GO): nucleic acid binding
Source: RefSeq, a predicted model, not a curated record